Molecule: messenger RNA, 369 nt
Organism: Psylliodes chrysocephalus
Lineage: Eukaryota; Metazoa; Arthropoda; Insecta; Coleoptera; Chrysomelidae
Source: the annotation of a GenBank genome assembly
AUGGAAAUGCUUGAUAAUAUAAAAGUACUUCCUUAUAAAUUACAACCAACUGAUGGAUUGGCAAACAUUAAGAUACAGCCUGAAAAUCUUGAUGUAAAUUUAAAAUUUACAGAGGCCACAAGAAUCACAGCAUUCUGGAUUUUACAAAAAUAUUUGAACCCAGACAUGCCCCUAGGGUGGAACGGUUUUAUAGAAGAGGUAACUGCCGAAAAAGAUUAUGAAGUUUCAUUAAUCCAAUUUUUGCCGUUUAUCAAUUCCAAACCUAAUGAUUAUAACACCUUAUUUACGAGUAUUAUGGAAAGUGUUGCUCAAACUGAUAAAUAUGAAAUGAAAACUUGUAUUAUAACCUUUGAUCAACAGUUAUACUAG